Molecule: messenger RNA, 519 nt
Organism: Micromonas commoda
Lineage: Eukaryota; Viridiplantae; Chlorophyta; Mamiellophyceae; Mamiellales; Mamiellaceae
Exons: 2
Coding region: 1-519 (172 amino acids)
Biological process (GO): chaperone-mediated protein complex assembly; protein folding
Cellular component (GO): cytosol; nucleus
Molecular function (GO): Hsp90 protein binding; protein-folding chaperone binding
Source: RefSeq, a predicted model, not a curated record
AUGCCGGAAGACGCCGUUAAGCUCACGCCGACGGUGCUGUGGGCGCAGCGCAAAGAUCGGCUGCUGAUCACCAUCGACCUCCCGAAUCCCGAGCAUCCCCGCGUUAACCUCGAGGAAGAAGGGCGUCUCACGUUCAGCGCCACCGCGGGUAAGGACGGCGAGGAGCGCAGGGAGUAUGAGGUCGUGCUCGAGUUCCUCCACCCGGUCAACGCGAAGGACAGCAAGAUCAGCGUGGGCAACAGGCAGGUGUUCGUGGUGGUGAUGAAGACGGAGGAGUUCUCCGGCGAGCACUGGCCGCGGCUGCUCAGGGCCAAGGGCAAGGUGCCGCACGUCAAGACCGACUUUAACAAGUGGGUCGACGAGGACGAGGAGGAGGAGAGCGAUCGAGACGCCGCGUUCGACCUGGCGCAGCUCCGGGAGCUGAGCACGUACGAGCACAGCACGUACGAGAAGGACUUCUACGGCGAGGAGGAGGACAGCGACGAGGACGACGACAUGCCGGACCUGGAGAGGAUAUGA